Molecule: messenger RNA, 2114 nt
Organism: Hemibagrus wyckioides
Lineage: Eukaryota; Metazoa; Chordata; Actinopteri; Siluriformes; Bagridae
Exons: 6
Coding region: 71-1114 (347 amino acids)
Biological process (GO): response to bacterium
Source: RefSeq, a predicted model, not a curated record
UUCACAUAAAUUUUUUCCACUAAGUGAGAUGUGCUCAGUUUGAUCAUCUGACAGUACAGUAAGUGAAGACAUGCUGUACACAGACCCCAGACUGAAGAUGCUGAUGUGGAUUACAGCGAUGCUUUUUAGUAAAACUGAUUCUGCGGAGAUAAAAUACGUCUCUCAGCCUGAUCCAUUGAUCACUGCUGAUGUUGGUGAUAAUGUGACACUGCACUGCUUUAGAGUGGGACAAGAAAGCACAGGAGCUAUUGUUUGGUAUAAGCAAAACAUUGGACAUGAGCCUCGUGUAAUGAUUACAUUUCAACACGAGCCCAAUUACGAAGAUGACUUCCGGCCUCCAAAAUUCAGCAUCGGGAGAGAUAAAACAAACUGUCAUUUGAAAAUCGCUAACGUGGAACCAUCAGAUGAAGCCACGUAUUAUUGUGGACGUCGAAAAUUUUUGACAGUGUUUGGAAAUGGGACAUUUUUAUCAGUGAAAGGUAAUGAAGAUGUAAAUGUCAUGGUGUGGCAGCGCGGCGUGUCAGACUCGGUUCCUGCAGGAGCCUCAGUGACUCUGCAGUGCUCGGUUCUCUCUGAGAGCAGAGCAGCAGAACUCCAAGUGCUCUGGUUCAGAGCUGCUCCACCACAAUCCCAUCCUCAAAUCAUUUACACUCAUCACAACAGCAGCCAUCAGUGUGAGAGCGGCUCUUCUACACACACCUGUGUGUACACCUUCACCAAGAACAUCCUCAGCCUCAAUGAUACUGGAACUUACUACUGCGCUGUGGCCCUGUGUGGGAAGAUCAUAUUUGGAAAUGGGACACGAAUACAGCUGGAGAGAUCUGUGGAUCCUGCAGUGAUCUGCCUCGCUGUUGCUUUAGGAGUGUGCGUGAUUGUGAUUUUCGCUUUAAUCUUUGCUCUAACCUAUGAAGGGACAAAUGGCGAUCAACACAUGGAUACAGUGAGACUCAAUCAAUGUUCUGUGACCCAAAAGACCCUUGACCAGGACUGUGACAUUGUGGAGGUGAAUUAUGCUGCCGUACAGUUCAAUGAGAGGAGAGCCACAAGAGGAAGAGUAAAGAAAGAACAGCAGAAUAUUGUAUAUUCUGAUGUGCGAGGUCUUUCUAUAAGUUAGAUUUAAUUAUGAAAAGAAAAGUCUUACUUUUUAUGAAAAGACUUAGUAUUAAAGGAAUGUGUGUGUUUUGUUUUGGUAUACUACAGCAAUUUGCAAUUUGUUUACCAUUUUUUAAUUGUUGCUGUUGCAUCUUUGCAUCGUUUCUUACUUUAACCAUCAAAAAGCAAGACACAUGUGGUCACACUAAUGAAUAAAAAAAAACAAAAUAAAAAAAAAAAAUAUAUAUAUAUAUAUUUGGUAACUAUUGAAGAUAAAGAAAGGCCUUAUAUCUAAGAAAUGUAUUUGUUUAAUUAAUAUUAUUAUUAUUCUUUACAAGGUUUCUUUGCUGAAGGUUUUGCCUUUAUAUGGAGAUGCAUUGAAAGUAACAGGGUUGAAUGUAGAAUUAGCAAAUACACAAAAAGAAGUGAAGUAGCAUUGAUGAUAAUGGCAUAAUGGUAUUAAAUCUUUUUUACCAGGUACACUGGCGUUCCAUACUGCCAGCAGAAUGGAAAUGGACAUUUUCAAUAAAUAUUAACAAACAAAUUAUUUUCUGGCCAUAAGUCUGAUAUAAAAUGAGUCAGGACUCAUGUUUGUUUUCAGUGUGAGACGUGUGUUUUUCCCUUAGUUGGAUAACCUUACAAAGAAUUUUAGCUGCUUAUGAAUAAGCACAUGGGGCAUCACAAGAGAAAUGGGUUAGAUAUCGUCAUUUACUCUGAGGACAGAAACAUUCGUGUGAAAGCUGAAAGCUGUGUUUGUUUGUUUUUUGGAACUUUCCUCUAAAUAUAUAUUACCCCUAGUAGGCUAGGGCAAGACAGAAAUACUUACGAAACACUACAAAUUCUUAAUGUCCUGAAUGUCUACUUUCAUACAAGCUUCAAGUUAACCACCACUGUGGAGUGACAUGAUGAAGAUAUUUAAUGCUGAACAUCAACACAACAAACAGACAGAAAUUCCAUUUUUUGGCCUCUGGGAAAAUGAGUAAAAGCCUUUCUUCUUCUUCCUCUUUUUAAAAAAUAAAUAA